CAAUACCCAAAAUCACCAAUCGACUUUUCAAAAAUUUAUGUUAUUAGAGAUUAUCUUUAUCGACAGAAUUGUCUGGAAUUGUUAAAUUAGUCAGUCCUAUAGAUCCAAUAUUACAAUAUGAUUAGAUCCGUUCGUCCUUUGGCUAAUGUCUCUUCGAGAAUUGCCAAAAGAAAUUUGGCAAGUUCUUCAUCUGAAUUAGUAUCAAUUGAAUUACCAGCUUCAUCAUUUGAAGGUUAUAAUUUAGAUAUUCCAGAAUUAUCAUUUGAAACUGAAAAGGAAACUUUAUUACAAAUGUAUAAGGAUAUGAUUAUUAUUAGAAGAAUGGAAAUGGCAGCUGAUGCUUUAUAUAAAGCUAAAAAGAUUAGAGGUUUCUGUCAUUUAUCAGUUGGUCAAGAAGCUAUUGCAGUUGGAAUUGAAAAUGCUAUUAGUAAAGAAGAUACUGUUAUUACUUCUUAUAGAUGUCAUGGUUUUGCAUUUAUGAGAGGUGCACCAGUUAAAGCUAUUUUAGGUGAAUUAAUGGGUAAAAGAACUGGUGUUUCUUAUGGUAAAGGUGGUUCAAUGCAUAUGUUUGCUCCAGGAUUUUAUGGUGGUAAUGGUAUUGUUGGUGCUCAAGUUCCUUUAGGUGCUGGUUUAGCCUUUUCUCAUAAAUAUAGAGGUCAAAAAGCUGCUGCUUUUACUUUAUAUGGUGAUGGUGCCUCAAAUCAAGGUCAAGUAUUUGAAGCUUAUAAUAUGGCUAAAUUAUGGAAUUUACCAUGUAUCUUUGCUUGUGAAAACAAUAAAUAUGGUAUGGGUACUGCUGCUUCAAGAUCUUCUGCUCUUGUUGAAUAUCACAAGAGAGGUCAAUAUAUUCCUGGUUUAAAGAUUAAUGGUAUGGAUGUUUUAGCUACUUAUCAAGCUUCUAAAUUUGCUAAAGAUUGGGCUGCUCAAGGUAAUGGUCCAUUAGUUUUAGAAUAUGAAACUUAUAGAUAUGGUGGUCACUCUAUGUCUGAUCCAGGUACUACUUACAGAACUAGAGAAGAAGUUCAACAUAUGAGAUCAAGAAAUGAUCCAAUUGCUGGUUUAAAGGCUACUUUAUUAGAUAAAGGUAUUGCUACUGAAGAAGAAAUUAAAUCUUAUGAUAAAGCUGCUAGAGCUUAUGUUGAUGAACAAGUUGCAUCUGCUGAAGCUGAUUCUCCACCAGAAGCUAAGAUGGAUAUUUUAUUCGAAGAUGUUUACGUUCCAGGUUCAGAAAUCCCAGUUUUAAGAGGUAGAAUUUCUGAUGAUUCUUGGGAUUUCAAGAACAAGACUUUCUUAAAUAAAGUCUACUAAAUGUCUCAUUCAUUCCCCCACAUUUCUCAUGUAUAGAGCAUAAUUAUCUCCAAUUACAAAUCCAAAAUCAACAAGACUUGCCUUGCAAAUUGCUUGUAAACUAGUUUCAUAGAUUUAAUGUUAAGAUAUAUUCUAAUUUGUAUGUUAUUGUAGUGUUGUAGCGUUGUAGUGUUAUACCAAAUCCGAGG
Messenger RNA from Scheffersomyces amazonensis, 1496 nucleotides. RefSeq names its product pyruvate dehydrogenase (acetyl-transferring) subunit E1 alpha (gene PDA1). Lineage: Eukaryota; Fungi; Ascomycota; Pichiomycetes; Serinales; Debaryomycetaceae. The transcript has a single exon. Gene Ontology annotation, molecular function: pyruvate dehydrogenase (acetyl-transferring) activity. Gene Ontology annotation, cellular component: intracellular membrane-bounded organelle. The record is from RefSeq and is a predicted model, not a curated record. Gene Ontology annotation, biological process: pyruvate decarboxylation to acetyl-CoA. The coding region runs from base 118 to 1308 and encodes 396 amino acids.